Molecule: messenger RNA, 3140 nt
Organism: Hemiscyllium ocellatum (epaulette shark)
Lineage: Eukaryota; Metazoa; Chordata; Chondrichthyes; Orectolobiformes; Hemiscylliidae
Gene: pou3f1
Product: POU class 3 homeobox 1
Exons: 1
Coding region: 4-1164 (386 amino acids)
Biological process (GO): brain development; regulation of transcription by RNA polymerase II
Cellular component (GO): nucleus
Molecular function (GO): DNA-binding transcription factor activity, RNA polymerase II-specific; RNA polymerase II cis-regulatory region sequence-specific DNA binding
Source: RefSeq, a predicted model, not a curated record
GUCAUGGCCACCACAGCUUCGGCUCACUACAUCCCCAGGAAUAACUCGCUCCACUCCAACUCGCUGGUGCACCCGGACUCGGACAGGAUGCAUCCAGGGACAACCUACCGGGAGGUGCAGAAGAUGGUGCAGAGUGACUACCUGCACGGCCUGAGCGGCAGCGGGCACCCCAUCUCCCACAGCCACCAGUGGCUGUCCUCGGUGACGGACGGCGCGCCCUGGGUCACCGCCUCCCACCUGGGGCAGCAGGAUCCCGGCAAGGCCAGCGUGCAGGCGCCGCCGAGGGACGACCUGGGCAGCGGGCUGCACCACCGAGCGCACCACAUGGUGCACCAGCAGAGCCACGGCAGCCACCCCGGCGCGGCGUGGGGGCCGGCGGCUCCUCCGCCGCCACCGCCGCCGCCGCCGCCUCCCAUCCCCGGGAUGCCUCCUUCGUCCAACGGACACCAGCCGCUCAUCUACUCGCAGCCCGGCUUCAGCAGCCUCAACGGCAUGCUGAGCCCGGCCACGCCGAGCCUCCACCACGGCCUGACGGACGCUCUCCACGAGGACCCGGGCGGUCACGACGGCCACCCGGAGCACCCCGCGCCGCACCACCCGGAGCACUCGGACGAGGACGCCCCCACCUCGGAUGACUUGGAGCACUUUGCAAAGCAGUUCAAACAAAGGCGGAUCAAGCUGGGCUUCACCCAGGCGGACGUGGGCUUAGCCCUGGGCACUCUGUACGGCAACGUCUUCUCUCAGACCACCAUCUGCAGGUUCGAAGCCCUGCAGCUCAGCUUCAAGAACAUGUGCAAACUGAAGCCGCUGCUGAACAAGUGGCUGGAGGAGACCGACUCGACCUCAGGGAGCCCCACCAGCAUAGACAAGAUCGCCGCGCAGGGACGGAAGAGGAAGAAGCGGACGUCUAUAGAGAUUGGGGUGAAAGGGGCGUUGGAGAACCACUUCUUAAAGUGUCCCAAGCCCUCCGCCCAUGAGAUCAGCAGCUUGGCUGACAGCCUGCAGUUGGAAAAAGAGGUGGUCAGAGUUUGGUUUUGUAACAGAAGACAGAAGGAAAAGCGAAUGACCCCGGCCGGAAUCCCCGGCCACCCAGGUAUGGAGGAUGUAUAUUCACAAAGGGACACUCCGCCGCUUCAUCACACACUCCAGACCCCUGUCCAAUGACUGCUCCACACACUCCACACCCCCCACUAAGAAAACAAAAGACUAAGAAAAAGACACAAACUGGAUUUUACAAAGCAAAAAAAAACUGACUGAAAAAGGGAUCUAGCCAGUGCCGCAGUAAUUGUUUUCAGUGAGCACUGGACUGUACUCAUACUUAGGAGAGACAGAAACAAAAACACAUUUCAUGCAUUUGAUGUGGUAAAUCGAGUGGUUAUUUUCCCCUACUGUAGAACAAAGAUUUGUUUUCGUAGCUUAAAGACACGCAUAAGUUGUAAGAGAAAAGAAAAUACCUGUUCGUGGCUGAAUUAUUUCAGAGGCAUUCUGAAAAGCAGCGUCUUUUCCAAACUGGGUGAUAAUGAGUUCAAAUAGGUAAAGACAAUGACUGCAGGUGCUGGAAACCAGAUUUUGGAUUAGUGGUGCUGGAAGAGCACAGCAGUUCAGGCAGCAUCUGCGGAGCAGCGAAAGAGAAUGAGCUCAGUUUAAACAGAAAGUGAGACGGUCAUCAAAGUCAGCCGCCGCUGUGUUAAAUAAGGGAGUCUGCUGGUGGGGGGAAGCGAAGCUUAUGAUGUGGUCAAAGAUUUCAUAGCAUCCUUACAAUGUGGGGACAGGCCCUUCGGCCCAACAAGUCCACACCGACUCUCCGAAGAGUAGCCCACCCAAAUCCCUACAUUUACCUCUGAAUACAUCCCUGGGGCAAUUUAAUUUAGUAUGGCCAAUUCACGUAACCUGCAAGAUUGCGAGAGGGGAAUGUACACAGUCACCCGAGACUGGAAUUGAACGCGGAUCCCUGGCGCUGUGAGGUAGCAGUGCUAACCACUGAGCCACCCUUCCGCCCCUUAUUUAUUGUUUAACCUCAGAGGUACCUUGUGAGUUAUUGGCGCUGGUGAGCCUCUUUGCGAUUUUAAAUAAAAUUCCAAAUCGAUUCACUGGGGAAAUGGUCCUGCAUUCCAGAUAAGUUGUAUUGUUUUACAGCUAUCACUUAGUGCUCAGACAAUAAACUCUGAUUUGAACCGUUCUUGGGAAAUCCUGCCUUGAACUCAGUUCAAUCUGUAAGUUGAGGGAAGUCGGUCCGAUUGAAGUUUGAAAUCUAUGUACACGGGGUUCUUUGUCAUUAUCCCAUAGACAAGUUGAGAUGGGUUUGAGAGAUCAAAGGAGCGAACAGCAGUCGACAAAACAAAAAUGUAUCUUUAAAUGUUCGGACCCAGCGGAAACAUGCGAGGAAAAAAAAAUCUGAAUGGUUCAAAACUGACUUUGCGAUUAGUUUCCCCGAUUGGAUAGCAAAACGACUUAACAACAGUAAUAUUUGGGCUUGUUGUUCUUGCUGUGAAAAAUGUACUUAAACCGAAGUGAUAUGACGCAUCCAUCUCGUCCCCCAAGUUUUUUUUAAACGCAACAAUAUUUUAACUGAUUUUUUUCUGUGUUUUAGAAUAACAAACAGAUUUGAGGGGCACAGUUAGUGUUAUCUGCAGGCUCUCAACUCUCAUGGGACAUGAAUUAAACCCCCUCCCCCUAAAUCUCAGGAAUUAAAGAACAGGUUACCACAAAAUACCUUCACUCCUGGUCGCGUGUCUAUUUUCUGGCCAGAUACAGGAGCGAAAGAUGACUUGAAGUCGUUACCAUUGCAAGUAGCAAUACACUAAUUUGCCAUUUGAUGCAUGGGACAAAAAUGCUGGGGUUACCCUUCCAAACAAUUCUGUUCUUUUGUUUUAGUCCGAUAUAUCCAGAAUAGUUGAAGAUUACUUUUUCAUCCACAUCUAAGACAUUGUAUAUUUCCUAUUAAAAAUUGAAACACACAGACAAAAAUUGCCAAAAUAAAGUGUACAUUAUAUGUGUUAGAAUGUUUACAAUUCAUCAAAAGGAAGUUUGAAAAAAAAGUCAGAUUUGGUGAAUUAAACAGUACUUAGGACAUAAAGCAGUGGGAAAAAAAGUGACGUUUAGUAAAUUGGGAAAAAAUAAUAAUUGUCUGCUUUUUUUAC